Messenger RNA from Tilletiaria anomala UBC 951, 927 nucleotides. RefSeq lists its product as uncharacterized. The transcript has a single exon. The coding region runs from base 144 to 716 and encodes 190 amino acids. NCBI's taxonomy places the organism in Eukaryota, Fungi, Basidiomycota, Exobasidiomycetes, Georgefischeriales, Tilletiariaceae. The record is from RefSeq and is a predicted model, not a curated record.
UUCCGGCCCGCUCCUUUGCGAUUGGCUCCUCGCGCGCUGAUGCCCGUGCGUCUGAGGAUUUCAGUGGACUGACCGCUCGAGCUCCUUGCGUCGAUCUGCCGGAGGUAUUUUCAGUCCAUCACCAUCCACCUACAUGGUAUUGCAUGCGAGUGUGGGUGCCAAGUAGAUCUGGAAACGCGCAACUGCGUUCCGACGGGCUUGGACUGGUAUUUGUAAACUGCGACAAGGACGCUGUCGGAAACUGGUUAAAGCUGCAUUUUGUCGGUUGUCGUUCAAGCCGGAGGUGUGUGGAGUAUGGGCGCGCCUUGAGCAUCAAAGUCGACCAGGUGCGUGACCUCUACCGCUGGUGUGUGCCUGCAGAGCUGGAAGAUGCGCUCGAUGGGUGCGCACACGAUUUUGCCUCCCGAGUCACUAGCGCCCUUCUUGCUUCGUUUGGGGGCACGCUCCAGCACGCAGUCGUACUGCAAGAUUCCAGCGAGCUUGCAAUCGGCACCAGAACUGACGUGCAAGGUAGCACCGCUAGCCGUGGCUGGGUUGGGAGAGGCAGACUCUGGGAAUGGCAUCGCGGGUGCCAGGUCGCUGUCGGGGGACCAAUGAGGGGCGAAAGGGUGACAGCUUCGACGAGCGGCUCUGAUGCGAUGACCCAACUACACAAAUGCGUGUGUGGUCCGCAGUUACCUGGCUUGAGAUGGAUUCAGAAGAGCCUGCAAUCAUGAAGCGAUGCUCACCACGAUUGCGAGGCCAAUACGGACGAAGGAUAUGAGCAAGAAGGCUUAUUAUGCGCAUCGACCCAAUCCUGACGUAAGGUUGUGACUGAGUUGUGGGAGUCCCCUCUGUGAACGAGUGAGAAAGGUCGCCGAUAAGUGCCCAUGGACGUUGCUGAGCGCGCUGGCCCCAAUUUUCCUGCACCUUUUUCGUACGACAAAG